Molecule: messenger RNA, 4389 nt
Organism: Anopheles nili
Lineage: Eukaryota; Metazoa; Arthropoda; Insecta; Diptera; Culicidae
Gene: CPSF1
Product: cleavage and polyadenylation specificity factor subunit 1
Exons: 5
Coding region: 1-4341 (1446 amino acids)
Cellular component (GO): nucleus; mRNA cleavage and polyadenylation specificity factor complex
Molecular function (GO): nucleic acid binding; protein binding
Source: RefSeq, a predicted model, not a curated record
AUGUUUUCGCUUUGCAAACAACCUCACGAAGCUACGGCGGUAGAGUUCUCGCUGACGUGCCAUUUUUUCAAUCACAACGAAAAAUCGCUCGUCACCGGCGGUGCUAAUGUACUCAAAGUGUACCGGGUCAUCCCGGACGCCGAUCCGGCCACUAGAGACAAAUACACUGCCACCCGACCGCCUAGUAUGAAACUCGAAUGCGUAGCAUCGUACCGAUUGUACGGCAACAUAAAGUCCAUGCAGUCGGUGUCAUUAGCUGGUUCGCUACGAGACGCUUUGCUGAUAAGCUUUCCGGAUGCUAAGUUAUCCGUGGUGCAGUUCGAUCCGGACAACUUUGACCUCAAGACGCUCUCGUUGCACUACUUCGAGGAUGAGGACAUUAAGGGCGGCUGGACGGGGCACUACCACAUACCGAUGGUACGCGUCGAUCCGGACAACCGGUGCGCGGUGAUGCUGGUGUACGGACGGAAGCUCGUUGUGCUGCCUUUCCGGAAGGACAGCUCACUGGACGAGAUCGAACUGCAGGACGUUAAACCGAUCAAAAAAGCCGCGACGCAGUUGGUAGCGAAAACGCCGAUUCUGGCGUCUUAUAUUAUCGAGCUGAAGGAUUUAGACGAGAAGAUCGACAACGUAAUCGACGUGCAGUUUCUGUACGGUUACUACGAACCGACGCUACUGAUUCUUUACGAGCCAGUACGAACUUUUCCGGGUCGCAUCGCCGUUCGCUCGGAUACCUGCACGAUGGUCGCAUUAUCGCUUAACAUCCAGCAGCGUGUACACCCAGUGAUAUGGACGGUCAAUAGCCUCCCGUUUGAUUGCAUCCAAGCCAUACCGAUCAAUAAACCUAUCGGUGGUUGCUUGGUAAUGUGCGUCAACUCCUUAAUAUACCUGAACCAAAGCGUUCCACCAUACGGUGUUAGUUUGAACAGCAGUGCCGAUCAUAGCACCAGUUUUCCAUUGAAACCACAGGAUGGCGUUAGAAUAAGUUUGGACGCGGCACAGGUGUGUUUUAUUGAGCCGGAAAAGCUCGUCCUGUCUCUGAAGGGCGGUGAGCUGUAUGUCCUAACGCUUUGUGCCGAUUCGAUGCGUAGUGUGAGAAAUUUCCACUUCAACAAAGCGGCUGCUAGUGUGCUGACGAGCUGCAUAUGCGUUUGUGAGGAUGAAUAUCUCUUCCUGGGUUCGCGGCUAGGCAAUUCGCUAUUGUUGCGGUUCAAAGAGAAGGACGAAAGUCUCGUGAUCACCAUCGACGACAGCGGUGCGGUCGAGAAGGAACCAAAACGCGCCCGGCUAGAAGAGGAAGAGCUCGAAGUGUACGGUAGCGAGUAUAAAACGUCCGUCCAGCUGACCAGCUACAUUUUCGAGGUGUGCGAUAACGUGCUCAACAUCGGUCCGAUCGCUCACAUGGCCGUCGGCGAGCGGGUGUCCGAGGAGGACAUCGAGGAUCAGACGGACGUACAGUACGUACCGAACAAACUCGACGUCGAGGUCGUCACCUCUAGUGGACACGGUAAAAAUGGCGCCCUUUGUGUGCUGCAGAGUUCGAUCAAGCCGCAGGUGAUCACGAGUUUCGGUCUGUCCGGAUGCCUAGACGUGUGGACCGUGUUUGAUGAGGCGUUGGGGCGAAAAACGGACGAGAAUCCUGUGACGCACGCGUUCAUGAUACUCUCGCAGGAAAGCGGCACGAUGGUGUUGCAGACGGGCGAGGAGAUCAACGAGAUCGAAAACACGGGUUUCGCAACCAUGGUGCCGACGAUUCACGUGGGGAACAUUGGCUCGAAUAGGUUCAUCGUGCAGGUGACGACGGAAUCCAUCCGUUUGCUGCAGGGCACGCGCCUGUUGCAGAACAUCCCGAUCGAUUUGGGUUGCCCGCUCGCAUCGGUUUCGAUUGUGGAUCCGUACGUGUGCGUGCGAUCGUCACAGGGACGCGUGAUAACGCUUGCGUUGCGUGAGGGCAAAGGAACGCCUCGGUUGGCGGUGAACAAGAACACCAUUAGCCCGACACCGGCCGUGGUCGCAAUCAGUGCGUACCGGGACGUGUCGGGGUUGUUCACGAAAAAGAUCGAGGACAUAUACGAUCUCAGCAAGGGUGGCGCUGCGUCCGCGUAUUCGAGCGGGUUCGGCUCGAUGAAACCGGAACCGCACAUGAAGAUCGAAGACGAGGAGGAUUUGCUGUACGGUGAGUCGGGCCGCUCGUUUAAAAUGACCUCCAUGGCGGAUAUGGCGAUCGCGAGCAAAAGUGGAACCAAUUCUGACUUCUGGAUGAAGUACAUGCAGCAGGUGAAGCCCACGUACUGGUUGUUUGCAGCGCGUGAAAAUGGCACCCUCGAGAUUUACUCCAUGCCUGACUUGAAGCUCGUCUACCUCAUAACGAACGUUGGCAACGGGAACAAGGUGCUGUCGGAUUCGAUGGAGUUCGUUCCGCUGCCAAUGGGCAAGAAUUCGACGCAGGAAGACGCCGCUAGCGCGUUCGGAUCGUCGUUCGGCGUGACCGCUUCGCUGCUGCCAAAGGAAAUUCUUAUGGUAGCGCUGGGAAGCUACGGAUCGCGACCCUUGCUUUUCAUCCGGCUUGAGCAUGAUUUGCUGAUUUAUCGUGUAUUUCGCUACGCAAAGGGUCACCUGAAGCUCCGUUUCAAGCGCCUUUCGACGACCGUCACCUGUCCAGAAUUUAAAAGCGUCCCAUCCCACCUAGCCAACCUUGACCCGAAGGUGGCGUCAUCCGGAUCGGCGGAAGAGGGACCGGAAUUUGCGACCAACGAUCAGCUGCUCGCGACGAAGAUCCUGUACGAGAACAUUUCCAUGAUACGGUACUUCGCGAACGUGUCCGGGUACGCGGGUGUUGCCGUGUGCGGUGAGAAGCCGUACUUCCUGUUUCUAACGGCCCACGGAGAGCUGCGAUCACACCGGUUGUACUCACGCACGGUCAUGAAGGCGUUCGCACCGUUCAACAACGUCAACUGUCCGAACGGGUUUCUGUACUUCGACGAACACUACGAGCUGAAGAUCUCCAUCUUUCCGACGUACCUAUCGUACGAUUCCGUGUGGCCAGUACGCAAGAUCCCGCUGCGUAGCUCCCCGAAACAGAUCGUGUACCACCGGGAAAAUAAGGUGUACUGCGUGGUGAUGGACGCGGAGGAAAUCUGCAACAAGUACUAUCGGUUUAACGGCGAGGACAAGGAACUGACGGAGGAAAACAAGGGCGAACGGUUCCUGUACCCGAUGGGGCACCGGUUUUCAGUGGUGCUCGUCACACCGACGGCUUGGGAGAUCGUUCCGGAUACUUCCAUAAACCUGGAAGAAUGGGAGCACGUGAUAGCGCUGAAGAACGUCAGCCUAACGUACGAGGGUGCUCGAUCGGGGCUGAAGGAGUACAUUGCGGUUGGCACAAACUUCAACUACAGCGAGGACAUAACGUCCCGCGGGCGGUUGCUGCUGUACGACAUCAUCGAGGUUGUUCCGGAGCCGGGAAAACCGCUCACGAAGCACAAAUUCAAGGAGGUGAUCAUCAAGGACCAGAAAGGCCCGGUAUCGGCCAUUUCACACGUGUGCGGUUUUCUGGUGGGUGCCGUCGGCCAAAAGGUGUACCUGUGGCAGAUGAAGGACGACGAUCUGGUCGGUGUGGCGUUCAUCGACACGAACAUCUUCGUACAUCAGAUGGUGUCGAUCAAAUCGCUCAUCCUCGUGGCGGACGUGUACAAAUCGGUGAGCCUGCUCCGCUUCCAGGAGGAGUACCGGACGCUUUCGGUCGUGUCGCGUGACUUCCACCCGCUGAACGUGUUCCAAGUGGAGUACGUGGUGGACAACGCUAACCUGGGUUUUCUCGUUUCGGAUGAUCAGUGUAACCUGAUCACGUACAUGUACCAGCCGGAGUCGCGUGAAUCGUUCGGUGGCCAGCGGUUGCUACGGAAAAGCGACUACCAUCUCGGGCAGCAGGUUAACACGAUGUUUCGCGUGCAGUGCGAUUUCCACGAGGCGGAUGUGAUGAAGCGCACGCUAAACUACGACAACAAGCACACGACGUUCUUCGCGACGCUGGACGGUGGCAUUGGGUUUGUGUUGCCGCUGCCGGAGAAAACCUACCGCCGGUUGUUCAUGUUGCAGAACGUCCUGCUGACGCACAGUCCGCACGCGUGCGGUUUAAACCCGAAGGCGUACCGGACGAUUAAACAAACGCGCAAGCUGCCAAUCAACCCGAGCCGCUGCGUCGUGGAUGGUGAUCUGGUGUGGAGUUUCCUCGAGUUGCCGGCUAACGAAAAGCUUGAGGUGGCAAAGAAGAUCGGCACACGGAUUGAGGAAAUAUGUUCCGAUCUGAUGGAGAUUGAGCAUGUGACGCAUGCGUUUUAAUCACCCCACCCCCGGGAAUCACACCGACCGCAAAAUCUAGUGCAAAAA